Molecule: messenger RNA, 3945 nt
Organism: Suricata suricatta (meerkat)
Lineage: Eukaryota; Metazoa; Chordata; Mammalia; Carnivora; Herpestidae
Gene: BCO1
Product: beta-carotene oxygenase 1
Exons: 11
Coding region: 1625-3427 (600 amino acids)
Biological process (GO): carotene catabolic process; retinal metabolic process
Molecular function (GO): carotenoid dioxygenase activity; beta-carotene 15,15'-dioxygenase activity
Source: RefSeq, a predicted model, not a curated record
UCUUGCACAAGAGCUGCUGCCUGGGGUGCAUUUUUUCAUGGGCCCAUAGUUUAUGCCAGAAAUUCUCACUUAAUCCCCAGGAGGACAUAGCUUUCACAACCUAAGAAUAAUAACCCCGACAUGGGUACACAUGUUUGGACCAGACGGGAGAAUAAACUGGCAAGUUAUGGGGCUUAAUGGAAAAUGUGGGUCAAAGGGAACUGCCUUCUGAGCGAUCGGGGAAGAAGGGGUAAUACCUGACGGGUAGCUGUUUGGGGCCAGGUGCUUUGGCUAGGCCCUUAAAGUCCCAGUACUUGGGGAUUUUGAUAUCAUUAUACCCCCACUGUACAGUAAAGGAAAUGGAGGCUCAGAGAGGUUAAGGCCGACUCCUAGAAAAAGGAGGAAUCAAUCUAGUAUCAGCUCAAACAUUCAGCGCCUUCCACUGGGCUAGGGCCCUCUGCCCCUGCCAAGAAUUCGAAUCAUCUGAGACAUUUGUAAGAUGAGCGAGGGCUGGGCUCCCGCAGAUCCUGCAUCAGCAGGUGUGGAGGGAGGUCGGGUGCUGGACCCGAGGGAGCUCCCAGCCACGGGUGGGCGUGCAGCCAGACCAGGGGGCUGCCCGACUGGGUUCCAAGAUCCAGGAACGCUGUCUAGGCCCAGACCUGGCAAGAACUGUCCUCGGCAGCCGAGGGGAGGUGGGCACCACACCCUGCCUUCCUCCAGCCAGGGGGAGACAGUGGCUCCUGUAAGCAGUAGCAGUAGAGAAGAGUCCGUUAACUCAUCACCCAACAUUCUGGCCACCUGAUUAUGGAUUCGGGGCAGAGGCAUCACAGCAAGAGGCACAAAUACAGGAGAACCCUGAAAUCACAUACAAGCAUCACUGAAAUCACAUUCGGGCAUUGUUUCUUCCCCCUGUUAGACCAAGAAGUCGAACUGACCUGUGUUUUUUUAACGAUUCCCCAUUGCUGAGUGCUGUUUUGGGUUCCCUAUGUUUAUUGUUUAAAUGGGUAAACAUUUUAUGUUUACGUAUCCAAAAAGGAAAGACAGUAAGUUAAGGUGCUCUUUGCAUAUGAUUUUUUUUUAAGGAAGGGGGAGGUUCAGGGAUCUUCAUUCAAAACAAAGCAAAAACUGUCUCUCUAAUGGAGACGUCCCACCACGGGCAGCAGGAAUUCACGUGAUUGACACGCUCUCCGCUCCCUUCAUCCCAGGCCUCUUGGGUCCUGAUCGUUUCUUGUCCUGUUCUGAUCGUAAAUCAUCUCCACCUCCUGGGUCGGGGUGUUUCAGACUACAUUCCUGCGCUGAAUGCAUCCGCUCGAUUAUCCUACCAAUUUCAACCCAGCAAAAAACAAAACAAAACACUAGCUUUUCCUGCUUACGCCAGAAGCGGAGCUAGAGAGGGAGUUGGGGAUACAAGAAGAUGGUUAAAGAUUGUCCAGGACACUCCUGCCUGGGGGUUUGACCUUUGACCAAAGAUAAAUAACGCCAGUCCAGAGCAAGGAGAAACCAGGCUCUCGUGGCCUCGGGAGGGGAAGAAACGCAAGCAAAGGGAGCUGCGGGAGAGCAGAAGGGAAAGGAAAGGAGCGCAGAGCAGUGGCCUCGAACACAGCGGAGUGUCCACUCUGUCAGCGUCACCGCGGCUCAGCGCCCCAUGGCGAUGGAUAUAAUAUUUGGCAGAAAUAAGAAGGAGCAGCCAGAACCUGUGAGGGCCCAAGUGACAGGCAGGAUUCCAUCCUGGCUGCAGGGCACCCUGCUUCGCAACGGGCCCGGAAUGCACACUGUGGGGGAGACCAGAUACAACCACUGGUUUGAUGGCCUGGCCUUGCUUCACAGCUUCACGAUUAGAGACGGUGAAGUCUAUUACAGGAGCAAAUACCUGAGAAGCGAUACCUACAAUGCCAACACCAAGGCCAACAGGAUUGUGGUGUCAGAGUUUGGAACGAUGGCCCAUCCGGAUCCCUGCAAAAACAUAUUUUCCAAAGCUUUCUCCUACUGGACCCAUAUCAUUCCUGAUUUCACGGACAACUGCCUGAUUAACAUCAUGAGGUGUGGAGAAGACUUCUAUGCAACCACAGAGACCAAUUACAUCAGGAAAAUCAACCCACAGACUCUGGAAACCCUGGAGAAGGUGGAUUAUCGCAACUACGUGGCGGUAAAUCUGGCGACGUCGCAUCCUCAUUAUGAUGCGGCUGGGAAUGUUCUUAAUAUGGGCACAUCCAUCAUGGGCAAGGGGAAGACAAAAUAUGUGAUCCUUAAGAUCCCUGCUGCAGUACCAGGGGAUGGAAAGGGGAAGGACCCCUUGAAGCACAUGAAGGUGUUGGGCUCCGUCCCGUCCCGCUCGCGCCUCACCCCGAGCUAUUACCACAGCUUCGGAGUCACCGAGACCUACAUCGUCUUCCUCGAGCAGCCUUUCAAGCUGGACAUCCUCAAGAUGUCAACCGCGUACAUCCGGGGAGUGAACUGGGCUUCCUGCCUGACUUUCCACAGGGAGGACCAGACUUAUAUUCACAUCAUUGACCAGAGGACUGGGAAGCCCCUGCCCACCAAGUUUUACACGGACCCCAUGGUGGUCUUUCAUCACGUCAACGCCUACGAGGAGGGCGGCUGCCUUCUGUUCGACGUCAUCGCCUACGAGGACAGCAGCCUCUAUGAGCUCUUCUACUUGGCCAACUUGAACCAGGACUUCGAGGAGAACUCCAGGAGCACCUCCAUCCCCACCCUCCGGAGGUUCGCCGUGCCCCUGCAGGUGGACAAGUCGGGCCUCCACUCCCGGCUUGGCUGCGGGCUGGACUCAGCUGGGGGCUCUGAGACCACACCGGGGCCGGGCCCCAGUCCAGACCAGUGCGGGCACAACCUCUGGAUGGAGGGGAGGGGGACGAGGGCCUGGUCUCGGCCCCCAGAGGCUUCCAGUUCGCAGUCAGAGAGAACCGACCACAGUCUGGCAAAUUCCCGCUCGCCCUACAGAGGUGCUCCCAGCCGCGGUGACGGGGGCUUCACAGCCGUGUCGCUCUCUGCAGGCUUGGAGCUGCCUCGGAUCAAUUACGCUCACAACGGGAAGCCCUACCGCUAUGUCUUUGCGGCCGAAGUUCAGUGGAGUCCCUUCCCAACCAAGAUCCUGAAAUAUGAUGUUCUCACAAAGUCAUCCUUAAAAUGGGGGCAGGAGCACUGCUGGCCAGCAGAACCCCUGUUUGUCCCCACGCCGGGUGCCAAGGAUGAGGACGACGGAAUUAUCUUAUCAGCCAUUGUCUCUACCGAUCCCCAAAAGCUGCCUUUUCUGCUUGUUCUGGAUGCCAAAAGCUUCACAGAACUGGCUUGUGCAUCCAUUGACGUAGACAUGCACCUGGAUCUCCACGGGUUAUUCAUCCCGGACACAGAAGGGGACUCGAGGGAGCAGGCCCCUUCCCAGGAGCAGCAGGACAGAGCUCCAGACUGCCACACGGCCCCACGGACCUGAAUGGGUUAGGCUUGGGCCGAGCAGCUCCGCUGGUGGGCGCCCACAGGACUUUGAGCUUGCUUCCUCUCUGGGCGGAAGGGGAUCCUUCAUUUCCUUUUACAGUGGCUUUGAGAGGAAGGUAUGGAAAUUGUGUCUUUUCUUUCAUCUUAUUUUGGCCAUAAAAUCCUUGUUUGAAAGUGGAUCAAAUAUGUAUUGAUUAGCUUAAGCACUUCCAAGAAAGCUCUUUUCCUUUAUUAUAAAACCAUGCCCAGAAAUUGUAUUAAGUCACAUAAUCAUCCUUAGAAUGAGCAACCACUGGCGUGCCAGAGAAGAGACAGGUAACUAUCACUGCUCCUUCCUCCCGCCCCUUGUCUCCCUCUUUCCAGUACACUAGACUGUGCAUCUGGGAGAUCUAGAUUUCUCAACUAUGUCCAGUUAGUAAAUUCUGUGGCCAGGAAGGCAUAUUGCCUUGUGGUCAUUCCAUGAAAGGCAUGGCAUAAUAUAAAAUAAUAAAAGCGUUAAAGUCUGUUCCAACCUUA